AUGCCCUGCACCAAGGCCAUUGUUGCUGUCACUGACAUGACAAUCACAGUUGCUUGCAGUACUCAGCACUCAUUAAGUGUUCCUGCUUCUCACUGCUUGAUCCAUGAGGGAUGCGUGGUGGAGCUGCAAGUCCUGGUUCAGCAACAGGACAGAGAUGAAUACACGUUGUUUUACAGAUGCCUUAAAAGUAAGUUGAAUGGGAAGAACUGGUGUGGAAGAAUCCCAUGGCAGGAUCCAAAAGCUGCCAACAUGUCAAAAGCUGUAGAAUCUGAGCCCAAUGCAGCACCUCUCUUCAAUCCCAGUGGCCAAAGAAAUCCAUUCAGAGUAAUAGAUAAGAAUUGUGAACAAUCGUCCUGGAAACAAGUUAAGCAAAGAACUGGUGAGGAAAGUAAAGCAGAAGGCGUAGAAGCAGAGACAGAGAGCGUGCUGGUGUCACAUAAAGAAAAGAAAUCAACCUCCAAUUCCUCCAUAGAGAAAGAACCUCUAGAAGGACUGAAAACAAAAAAGAAGCAGUCCACAGUAGAUAGAAGUGAUCCAGAACUUAAAGAAAGCAUAGUGUCUGAAUCUAAGGUUGGCUCUUCUGAGACUUGGAAAGGGAAGAACGCCCUUUGGGAGGAAGAGAAAUAUAGUGGCAGGGAAUCCAAGUCUUCUCAGUGUGUGGAAGAAGAGCCAGACGGGAGAUCAAAGCUCUUUCCACUUAUUCUUGGAAAGCAAAGUGCAAGUACCAAGCCUCCAGAGGAGCAGCUCAGAGAGAAAAGCUUAAAAAAACGUGGAGAUGAAGAAACCAGAGAGAAAGAAGAUGUUAGUGGGAAGAAUGGAGAAACAAAACCAGUGUCUAAAGAAGAGGCCAUUUUCCCAGCAGCACCACAAUCGCAACGUGCUGCCCCAAAGGGAGGAGCAGAGGCAGAGCUACCCAAGAUACAGAUCAGACCAGGGCUGGGACAGCCUGCUGAUGAAAUUUCUGCCUCUGACAGUGAUGAAGUAGAAUUUGCUUGUUCCUCAUCAGGUAAAAGUAAACCUGAGAAAUCAGUUGAGGGUUUGCAGUCAAGAGACAUCCCUUCAGGAAAAUCAGGAAAGAGUAGGCAGGGGACAUCUUUGCCACAAGCUGCAGCAUCACAGUGUGUGGAAGGACUCCAGGACCCAAAAGCUCUUCACAACCAUCUUGUAGUUCAGCUGAGGCAGAAGAAGAGUACUUUGGCUACAGUGAACAUUCAGCUGCUGCCAGAUAAAGGGGAACGGUUAUUAAAGCAAGUGCAGGAUUUAGAAGCUGCUCUCAGUGCUCUGAACAUUUCAACAGUAGAUACUACUGAAAAAGGGGCGGAUAGCACAAGCAGCAGCUGCCCUAGGAAGUCUUUGCCUGACCCAUUUAGCAGGCCAGAUGGUACAAAGCUGACAACGGCCCUGCCGUUCCAGGGUCCUACAGCAGGGACCUCUUCAGGCUCACACAGUCACCCCUCUGCUGCUGCUGCUGCUUUGGGUUCCAGUGAAUAUUAUGGCCACAUGUUUGGAAUGAACUCUGGUGUGCAGAAUCUAUAUGGAGGAAGAAUGACAGAAGACCGAAUCAGGGCUGUACACAGUGCCAUAAGUGAGGCUAUUAAUAAUCUUCAUAAAUCUCUGGAAUCCUGUCCACCAAAGCAGACAGCAGCUGAAGAUCCCUCUGGAUUGAAGGUUCCGCUGCUGCUGCACCAAAAGCAGGCGCUUGCCUGGCUACUCUGGAGAGAGAGUCAGAGGCCAUGUGGAGGAAUUCUGGCGGAUGACAUGGGCUUGGGGAAGACUCUGACGAUGAUUGCUCUCAUUCUGGCUCAGAAGCAGCUGAAGACAGAGAAAAGAAAGGAGACAUUACAAAUAUGGCUAUCCAAAACUGAUUCUGCUGUUAUCCCUUCCCAUAGCACUUUAGUAAUUUGUCCUGCGUCAUUGAUCCAUCAGUGGAAGAAAGAGAUUGACAGACAUGUGGGCUAUGGCAAACUGAAGGUGUAUUUGUACCACGGGCCAAGCCGAGAUAAACAUGCAGAAACGCUCUCUGAAUAUGAUGUUGUUGUCACAACCUACAGCCUUCUCACCAAGGAAAUCUGGGUCAACAUGAUCACUAAUGUCACUUUAAAGUACCAGAAGCCUGUCAUGAGCUGGUCAUCUCCUUGUUCCCCUCUGCUCAGGGUAGCUUGGGCUCGAGUUAUACUGGAUGAAGCUCACAACGUUAAAAACCCAAGGGUUCAAACCUCUAUAGCUGUGUGCAAACUGAGAGCCAAUGCCAGAUGGGCUGUCACUGGGACACCAAUACAGAACAACUUACUGGACAUGUACUCUCUCCUAAGGUUUCUACGUUGCUCUCCUUUUGAUGAAUACAAAGUGUGGAAGUAUCAGGUAGAUAACAACUCAAAGAAGGGAGGAGAGAGGCUAAGCCUCUUAACCAGGAGCCUCUUACUACGGAGAACUAAGGACCAGCUGGAUUCAUCUGGCAAGCCCUUGGUAUCUCUGCCCCAGCGUAGCACACAGGUGCAUCAGUUGAAACUUUCAGCAGAGGAGCAGUCUGUGUACAAUGUGCUCUUUGCAAGAUCCAGAGCAACACUACAAUCCUACCUAAAGAGACAAGAGGAGAAAAAUGAAGGCAGAGAGUGUGCUGAUGGUAACCCAUUUGAGAAAGUUGCACAAGAGUUUGGGGUCAGUCAAAAGGAAUUUCUAGCAGGCUCCCAAACUGCCUCCCAAGUUUCAAGCACUGUCCAUGUCUUGUCCAUGCUGUUGAGGCUCCGUCAGUGCUGCUGCCAUCUCUCCUUACUGAAAGUGGCUCUGGACCAAGUGAACUUGAACAAUGAAGGGCUUUCUCUCUCCGUUGAGGAACAACUUAGUGCUUUGACCCUGUCUGAGCUCCAGACUCCUGAUUCCAAGUCAACAGUCUACCUCAAUGGCACAGCUUUUGAAACAGAUAUAUUUGAAGUCACCAGGGAGAGCACCAAGAUAGCUCACCUCUUGGCUGAACUGAAGACUAUUCAGAGUCACUCAGAGUCUCAAAAAAGUGUUAUUGUGUCUCAGUGGACGAGUAUGUUGAAAGUUGUGGCUGUGCACCUCCAGCGACUAGGGCUGAAGUAUGCGACAGUGGAUGGCUCUGUCAAUCCUAAACAGAGAAUGGAUGUGGUAGAAGAGUUCAACAACAACCCCAAAGGGCCUCAGGUAAUGUUGGUCUCAUUGCUGGCUGGAGGUGUUGGCCUGAACUUGACUGGAGGAAACCACCUAUUUCUUCUUGACAUCCACUGGAAUCCUGCUCUCGAGGAGCAGGCGUCUGACCGCAUUUACCGAGUGGGGCAGCAGAAGGAUGUUGUGAUACACAGGUUUGUCUGCGAAGGAACGGUAGAAGAAAAGAUUGUACAACUCCAAAGAAGGAAGAAAGUUCUUGCCCAGCAGGUGCUGUCAGGCAAAGGGGAGACCUUCACUAAGCUCACCCUGGCUGACCUCAAAGUUAUCUUUGGCAUAUAA
This is a messenger RNA of Chaetura pelagica (chimney swift), 3468 nucleotides long. RefSeq names its product transcription termination factor, RNA polymerase II (gene TTF2). NCBI's taxonomy places the organism in Eukaryota, Metazoa, Chordata, Aves, Apodiformes, Apodidae. The record is from RefSeq and is a predicted model, not a curated record. The transcript is spliced from 23 exons. Gene Ontology annotation, molecular function: ATP-dependent chromatin remodeler activity; ATP binding. Bases 1 to 3468 code for a protein of 1155 amino acids.